AGGAAAAGGGGAAUCGCUGUACCAGCAGUUUGAAAUUAACUACUUUUUUAUUUAUUUCAAAUUAUUUUUCUUUUCAAAGCUAGCAUCUACAGUUAGCACUUACAGCAACUAUAAUAUACCCGACCCGUAACGACAGCUUUGAAUCUUCUAGUGCGUCAGUACGUCAACGGUUCCCACGUUUAACGUCAUCACAGGGGAUUAUGAACAGUGUAAGAUCUAGACCGGACUCCCCCCUAUACGGGUGAUGGCAGCACGUCUGCAGUCAUAUGAUAGUAACUCCAGUGACACCGAAAAUUGGGAACGAAAAGCAACAAGCCGACCUCGCAAACUCUGCAAGCAUUCGAGCAGCAGUCAGGCCAGAGCUUCUCGGGUGGAGGCAGAACAGAGGAAGAUGAGCCUGCAUGGUGCCAGUGGGGGCUGUGACCGCUCACGUGACCGCCGCCGUUCCAGUGAUCGCUCUAGGGACUCCUCACAUGAGAGAGAAGGCCAGCUGACCCCCUGCAUUCGGAACGUCACUUCACCCACCCGCCAGCACAACAGUGACCGUGAGCGAGAUGGCCCAUCAUCUAGGCCCAGUAGUCCAAGGCCUCAGAGAAUCUCACCCAGUGGUUCCAGCAGCAGUGGGGUGGUGAGCAGUCGCAACAGUAGCCUGUCCAGUACCGAAGGCACCUUUAAAAGCUUGGGAGUUGGAGAAAUGAUUUUUGUUUAUGAGAAUCCUAAGGAAGGAGGUGCAAGUGCCACUGUUGGAAACCGCAACAUUAGGACCUCAGAAAGAGUGACUUUGAUUGUUGACAACACACGCUUCGUAGUAGAUCCCUCCAUCUUCACCGCACAACCCAAUACCAUGUUGGGAAGAAUGUUUGGAUCUGGGAGAGAGCAUAAUUUCACACGGCCCAACGAGAAAGGGGAGUAUGAAGUGGCCGAAGGCAUUAGCUCAACAGUUUUCCGAGCAAUUCUGGAUUACUACAAAUCUGGGAUAAUCCGUUGUCCAGAUGGAAUCUCCAUCCCUGAGUUGCGGGAGGCGUGUGACUAUCUAUGCAUCUCUUUCGACUAUAGCACCAUUAAAUGCAGAGACCUCAGUGCCCUGAUGCAUGAGCUGUCCAAUGAUGGAGCUCGACGUCAGUUUGAGUUUUACCUUGAAGAAAUGGUUCUGCCUUUGAUGGUGGCCAGUGCUCAGAGUGGCGAGAGGGAAUGUCAUAUUGUAGUCCUUACUGAUGACGAUGUGGUGGACUGGGAUGAAGAAUAUCCACCACAAAUGGGAGAAGAGUAUUCACAGAUUAUUUACAGCACAAAACUCUACAGAUUUUUCAAGUAUAUUGAAAACCGAGAUGUUGCCAAAUCUGUUUUAAAGGAGAGAGGACUGAAGAAAAUAAGGCUGGGCAUUGAAGGUUAUCCCACAUAUAAAGAGAAAGUGAAGAAACGACCAGGCGGUCGUCCAGAGGUUAUUUACAAUUAUGUCCAGAGGCCCUUCAUCCGCAUGUCCUGGGAAAAGGAGGAGGGUAAGAGUCGCCAUGUGGACUUCCAGUGUGUUAAGUCCAAGUCAAUUACCAACCUGGCAGCAGCUGCUGCAGAUAUCCCCCAAGACCAGCUGGUGGUGAUGCACCCUGGCCCACAAGUGGACGAACUGGACAUCCUACCUAAUCACCCACCCAGUGGGAAUCACUACAGCAACAACUACAGUAAUGAGCCUGAUCCUGAUGCACCUUCACCUGCUGUCUGAGGAAUCUGGUCCUCAUUCAAUGCCUCUGCCCCUUUCCUAUUCUUCUAGUCCUUUUCCCAGCAUGCUGCAGCAUGGAGCGCCAGGGGCACCAUAACCAUAUUGCCUUGACACCUCCUUUGCAGCCUUAGAGCCUCAAAAACAUGGAUGACUGUAGAAAGAAAGAAAUGAGGAAAUCCAGACUGAAACAAGGAAAAGUUCACUGUUCUUUUCAUUUUGUUUUUUACUUGACCAAAGGAAUUUAUUUUUAUUUUGGAAACUAUUCUGUAAAACAGUUAGUAUUAACAUUAUUAUUUACUAUGUUAUUGUACCUUAAUUUGAUGGGAUCGGCUGAGCACUGUCGUGGUGUCACGGUUUUCUCCAAGGGUUUUGUUUUACUGAUGAUUUUAUUUUCAUUCUCUUGGGUGGCCCACUAAAUGUGCUUUAAAGGAGAGAAUAUAGAGGUCGAAGAGGGAGAAUAUCUGACUUUCUGGUCAUGGAGGAAUCAGUUAUCACCACUUAGUGUCAUGAUCUCCAGUUGAACUCCUCACAGAUGUCUCUAAAUCUUGUAAUGGGUCAUAUACUCAUUGGCUGGAUCUGAUAUGUGAUGUUACGCUCCUCCCACAGCCAGAUAUUAAGUAGAGCACAGGCUGUUGUGGUCAUUUUGUGCAAAGCUUGAAAUUGUUGUUUAAAAUUGAAAUAAAGAUAAAAAAAAAAACAAUGUGGAUAUAUUUGUAUCAUUACAAAUAUUUUAGACCUAGAACUGUUUUCAGU
Melanotaenia boesemani (Boeseman's rainbowfish) is the source of this 2470-nucleotide messenger RNA. It is a transcript of the gene btbd10b, whose product is annotated as BTB (POZ) domain containing 10b. The record is from RefSeq and is a predicted model, not a curated record. NCBI's taxonomy places the organism in Eukaryota, Metazoa, Chordata, Actinopteri, Atheriniformes, Melanotaeniidae. Gene Ontology annotation, cellular component: cytoplasm. Gene Ontology annotation, molecular function: protein binding. Gene Ontology annotation, biological process: positive regulation of phosphorylation. The coding region runs from base 245 to 1720 and encodes 491 amino acids. The transcript has 9 exons.